AUGGAACGUUCCGCUUGGCCCAAGAACCUCUCCUCAAGCCGCAAGCGCGCGAUCACGGAGCUCCUCCACGACCAGAAUCCCACGAAGAAGCUCGGACAUCUCUUCGACGCUCACUCUCGCACUGGCAAUGACACCCGGCAGCCCUUGUUUGCGGAACAUCUGGUCGUCGUCAACGCCCUCGGGUCGUUCAGCAACGCCCUAUCCCUAUCGAGCGGCGCCCAGUCCGAUGAGGUCGUGCAGGUCCUGAGCAACGCCUGUGUCAGGUCCGAGCUGUGUUUGGGGGGCACUUGCAAGAAGUACUUCAGGUGCGCUCACCAGAUGGAUCAGGGAUGUCAAGCAGCCAAGUGGGUCGAUAGGACAUUGUAUGACCCACGAUUUUUCCGGAUCGCAUGCCAAGACCGCCACACUUGCAAGAAACUCAUCCUCAAAUCCCCCCCACUCAUCGUGGACUCACCAAGCGCUAGGGACGACUCCAUCCCCCUAAGUUUCAACACUAGCCUCUUUGCCGAACAAGACGACGAGAACAACCCCAUCUUCUUCGACUUUCUAUCGGUGAAUCAGGAGCAAAAGUUGCCUGGUGAUGAUGUUGUGAACCCACCCCCCGGCCACAGCCAUGACAGACAAUAG
Syzygium oleosum is the source of this 627-nucleotide messenger RNA. RefSeq lists its product as uncharacterized. NCBI's taxonomy places the organism in Eukaryota, Viridiplantae, Streptophyta, Magnoliopsida, Myrtales, Myrtaceae. Gene Ontology annotation, biological process: regulation of DNA-templated transcription. Gene Ontology annotation, molecular function: sequence-specific DNA binding; DNA-binding transcription factor activity. The transcript is spliced from 2 exons. The record is from RefSeq and is a predicted model, not a curated record. Bases 1 to 627 code for a protein of 208 amino acids.